This is a messenger RNA of Rhagoletis zephyria (snowberry fruit fly), 711 nucleotides long. The record is from RefSeq and is a predicted model, not a curated record. Lineage: Eukaryota; Metazoa; Arthropoda; Insecta; Diptera; Tephritidae.
UUGCAUCAACUACCUCGGCCGCUGCUCAGGGUCCAGUCAGCAGCAAUCAGAUCUACGAGCCGGAAGUGGCCGCCGACCAGACCACCCUCUACAAGACGGUGGCCAGCAGUGAGCCAGAGUACGCCGGAAGUCAGGAGUACAGCGGCGGCAGUGGACAGAGCUACGGUGGUGGCGGUGGAGGAUACCAGAAAGACAGCUACAAGGAGGAGAAGUAUCCCCACCAGCCGUACGGCUUUGGCUACAAUGUCGACGACGGCUACGGGAACAAGCAGUGGCGCCACGAGAAGAGCCAAACGCCGCACGCCGUUUCCGGCACCUACGGCUACAAGGACAAGAAUGGCAUCCUCCGCGAGGUGAACUACGUCGCCGAUGAGAAGGGCUUCCGGGCGAUGAUCAAGACCACCGAGCCGGGCACCGCCCCCAAGGACCCCUCCUACGUGAAGAUGGACGCCAACCCCAUUGCCGUCGAGUACUACCCGCCCUCAAAGAAGGGCGGGGCCGGAAGCUACUCGGCCAGCUCCAAGCCGGCCAGCUACUCGGGAGAAGGUGAGCUCUAUGCCGAUAGUGGUAAUGCUGGUGGUGGUAGUGGUGCAUCCGCUGGGGCUAGUGGAUACUCUGUUAGCGGUGGUAACGGUGGUGAUCAGUACCUCGAGUCAAAGAGCAGCAUCAAGUUCGCUGAUGACAGCAACGGCGGCUCGGCCGGAUACGCUG